Molecule: messenger RNA, 3618 nt
Organism: Dermacentor silvarum
Lineage: Eukaryota; Metazoa; Arthropoda; Arachnida; Ixodida; Ixodidae
Product: sister chromatid cohesion protein PDS5 homolog B
Exons: 17
Coding region: 296-2221 (641 amino acids)
Biological process (GO): DNA repair; mitotic sister chromatid cohesion
Cellular component (GO): chromatin; nucleus
Source: RefSeq, a predicted model, not a curated record
UUAAGAAUGUAAAAAGCCAUUUCUUUUCCUGACUUUAUGCCAUUUCACGUUAUCUGCCACAAUGCCGCAGUUUAUAGCUUCAGACAGACGCAUAUGUUCUUCAUUCAGUCAUAUCUCUACCUGUCUCUACAUUCAGCGCACUCGUGUCUUCACGGUGUAUGCGCAGUGGUGCUAGCUAGCAGUUUCGCUUUUGCGCUUACCGACAAGUUCGCUGUACCGGCAGUAUCACCAGUGUUCUGUGGUAUCACCAGUAUCACACUUGGAGCUGCACCCCAAAUGUGUGGCCAGCCUGAAAAUGAAUUUCCCGCCUUAUGUGGAGGCCUUCGACAGCACUUCAGACACAGAAUUCAUUGAAGCACAGCUGAGGGCAUGCCUGUACCAGUGCAAGCAGCUGGAAUUGGAUAGUAAUGCUGGUGAACAGCAGUUGUGGAUCAACGACCUUGCGCAGUUGCUCAGCCACACUGGCUUCCUGUCACACCAAAGCCAUUCAGUCCGACUGAUGACGGCACAUUGCCAUGUCUAUAUCAUGCUGUCAACAAUCAACAAUGUACCAUACAGUUGCAGCAGCCUCGUGGAUGUGCUGCAAUCGCUGGUGGAUCAGCUCGCCUUGCUGCGCAAUCCAUCAAGUUCAGUAUAUGGAGAGCGCCUUGAAAUGUUCCAGACAAUAGGCCAUGGAAGAUUGUUCAUUCGUAUGCAUCCAAAAGUGCUGCAGUUUGGUGCUAUUGUUUACAACCUGUUGGUUGUCCUCUAUGAUGUCGUCAGCCGCAACAUUGGCCUCAUUUCUGAAGUCUGGCAGUUUCUCUCGCCAAUACUGAAUAACCUUGAGUCACCAGAAAAGACAGUGGACUUCAUCUUUGCACACCUAAUUCCACCUUUAAAGAAAAAGGAGCCAUUCUGCUACACUGUUUCAAAAGAACUGGUGCGCAAUGCAUCUCCGUCACUGCAGGCGACUGUGGACAAGCUGCUGCAAGGCUAUGUGUGCAAGCCUGUGCAUACGGAUUCUGAUUCUGUAUCCAUGGAUACAUCAGUCGGCCUCCUUCAUGAAGUGAUCCGUGUCUGCCCUAUGGCCGCCUCACUUGCCUUCUGCCAACUUGCUCGGAUGACUGAGUCUCAGGACGCUGAUGAACGGCUUUUAGCUGUGGAGUCACUGUCCUACUUGGCAUCACGAAAAUCGCUCAGCAUGGCUCCUGGUGGCAGGUACAUGUGCCAAUUAUACUUAAAAAGGUGCACCGACAGCUCCCCUCGCAUCCAAGAAGCAUGUUUGAAGCAUUCAUCAAGCUUCCUGUGUUGUCCUGAAUUUGCUGAAGAUGUGCUUGAGGCUUUAACACAAAUACAGGCAAGCUGUGGGAUCACGGUGAGGCAGAUCGUUAUCACAUCAGUCACAAAGGCUGCUCUGAAGGACUCUGCUAUCAUCACAGACAAACUGAUUGCCCUCCUCACAGCUAACACUCACUAUGCCUCCUUCCAAGUUCGCCAGGAAGCCAUUUCUUGCCUUGGCAAACUGUACAGGAGCAUAGCAAUGGACCGAGUGUGCCCUCGGAAGCUCAUUUGUAAAAUUGCCAAUGUCAUCCUGGAGGCAUAUCAGACUAAGAAUACCUGUGACCGCAUGGUUGUGGAGCAGACAUACGCUCAGCAUCUUGUACCAUUAUUGCUGUCAACUUCAUACCGCAUGGAGCUUCUAUACACCCUCUACUGUAACCUCGAAGCAAAAGCACUGAGGUCAUUUAUGUGUCUGCAUGAGAAUGUGCAGCAAGCACAGUUAAAGCUUAGGAGCAUUUUAGAUCAAGUGUCAACAGUACUUACAAGCACACCCAGAAGCAUUGGCUCUAGAGGCACACAGCUCAUAGAUGAGCUAAGGAAAGACAGGGUUGCAUGUGGCAACUUACUCGAUGCACUGAGCCACCAGAAAUCAUCAGACAUUGCUUCCAGUCGGGAUGCAAUACUGAAGAGCCUCAGAGACAGAAGAAGUAAAGCUUUGGCCGAUGCGGAGAAGCUUUUCUGGACAGCUACAUCAGCUGCACUGAGUGAAGAUGAGGUUGAUCAGCUUUUGGCUCAUGUUUCAGAGCAGAAACCUGCACUUCAUUAUUCCUACACAACCAAAGAGCUGCAGCUAUUCAAGGUUCUGUCAAAGGCGUUCCCAUUGUCUUGUAGUGAGCUCACCUACAUUUUAGCAUCUGCUGGUGAUGUGGGGCAAAGUGAUGUCAGCUCAGAAGAUGAAUAGAUUUGCUAAUAGCCUUCACAGUUCAACACUUAUGACAUCCAGUUUUCGAGACCUUCAUGCUGAAGACAACUUGCGGAAUGUACAAGUGCAUGUGCAAGUUAAUUUGAGUAACAUGCUCUUCUUAAUGUGCUUCUGACUGCAUGCUGUGUGUGCUGAGUUCGCUGACAGUGCCAAAGAUGAAAAAUAAUUUCAAUGAGCUGCAAUUUUCUCUAAACAUGUACCAACCAGCAAAAAAGCUGAAUGAUAUGCUACCUUAAAACUGCAGCUGAAUGGACAACUUCUACAAGAACUAAACGGGUGCCGCAAUAAGUUGAAGGUAUCAUUGACAGUCAAUGAAAAUAGUGGAUUCAGUGCAAUUUACAAAGCUCUAGUAAAAGGAAAUCCAGUUCCCAAAAUAUGGACACUGCUUGUUUUGAACUCUGAGAAAGAGUACUUGAAAGUGGGACAAUUUAUUUUCUCCUUGUAUGUUUUUGUGCAAAUGCAAGGUAUAGAAUUAGUUUUGCACAAAAUGAUGACCUUAAUUAAAUCUAGGGUGAAUACUGCCCACAUAUUUCUAUUUUCAUAUUUAAUGCUAUCUGUUACCACUGUAGUACCAAAGCCAGUGUACUAGUUAUUCAGAGUACUUUACUUUUUCAUAGAGAUUUGCAUUAGUUUUGUGCAAGGCUGUAAGCUUGCAGGCUAUUUCACCAAAUGUUUUAGAUGGUCCAACUACAUUGCUUAUUUACUGACUUACAGCACCACCAGCAUGCUGUCAGGAACUGUUACACAUGCAAUAAAGUCAUUCAUGUUAUAAGGAAACAGAAAUUUGUUCAUUUGGAAGUAGCUGCAAGCGUCUUUUUUUUUUAUGCCAAUUGUCAGCAUCCUUUACUUACCCACUAUCAUUGGCUCCGUUACUAUGCAUAGCAAGCUGCCUAAAUCAUCAUCACCCUGUCUUUGCAGCUGCUGAACAAUUGUGUUCAGCACAAUACAGCUGACUGAUGCAGUUUACGUGCGAGAUUGGUUCAAAUCAUGCAUAGCUUUUAAUUAAAUUAAUAGUUUAACAAGGGCAGGGCUUUCUAACAUGUUCAAAUUAAAAGCAAUGGCCAAUAAUGUCGCAUCUUCAUGAUCAAGAUGAUCUUCAUCCUUUGACUUGGAGUUGAGGAAAGCAGUAAACCAGGCAAGUUUGUUUUGAUUCAUUCUAGAAAGCAUGCAUAAAAUGGAGAAAGUAGUAAAGGAAGACAGGACAUGUGCAUGAAGACAGGACACUCGCACGUCCCAUGUGUCCAGUUUUCCUCUACUUCCUAGUGCACUUUAUGUGCAUUUUCUAGGAAUGAAUCCUCCAAUGCAUUCUAGGCACAUUUCAGUAUCAAUGAGCAUAUGGUUUUGAGAAGUGCAGACCCCACAUUUUUGGGCUACGA